This is a messenger RNA of Astrephomene gubernaculifera, 1464 nucleotides long. The record is from the annotation of a GenBank genome assembly. NCBI's taxonomy places the organism in Eukaryota, Viridiplantae, Chlorophyta, Chlorophyceae, Chlamydomonadales, Astrephomenaceae.
GAGAUAACAUUUGUUCGCACUCGUAUGCUUGUUACUACUUACGCGUCAGCAGUUACCCCGUGACAUAUCUCUCAUUGCGUUUGUAAGCAACACCAUUGGCAAAAUCCAGUCCACACGUAGCCUUUGGCGGCUUAGCCGUGCUUUUGCUGUGCAGCAGGCGGCGCUGCUUGGCUCCAUCGCGCGUCCCACUGCUCUGAUCAGCAGCGAUUGUGCUAUCCAGCAUCACACAUUAUUUCAUACGUCUACUAGACUUCUAGCCAGGAUGUCGGACGCGUCGGCAGCAGCAGCAUCUUCGGCGGCGCCUGCUGAGGAGUUGCAGGAUAAGCUAAAGCUGUCUGGCGAGGCCGCUGCCCCUGCUGAGGCUCCCGUUGAGCCUCCGCACCCAUCGGGCCUUACCCUGGAUGAGCGCUUCGCGCUGGUGCGCAGCGUCGCGGAGGAGUGCAUCAACGAUGAGGAGCUUCGGACAUUGCUCGCGAAAAAGCCGGUGCCCGUCGCGUACGACGGCUUUGAGCCCUCCGGGCGCAUGCACAUCGCGCAGGGCGUGAUGAAGGCGAUUAACGUGAACAAGCUCACGAAGUCGGGCUGCCACUUCAAGUUCUGGGUUGCCGAUUGGUUCGCGCAGCUGAACAACAAGAUGGGCGGCGACCUGAAGAAGAUCCAGACCGUGGGCAAGUACAUGGUGGAGGUGUGGAAGGCGGUGGGCAUGGACCUCUCCAAGGUUGAGUUCCUGUCCAGUAGCGAGGAGAUCAACAAGCGGCCGGACGAGUACUGGACGCUGGUGAUGGACAUCGCGCGCAAGAACAACCUCAAGCGCAUCGUGAGGUGCUCCCAGAUCAUGGGUCGCUCCGAAACCGACGACCUGAGCGCCGCCCAGAUCUUCUACCCCUGCAUGCAGUGCGCCGACAUCUUCUUCCUCAAGGCCGACAUCUGCCAGCUGGGAAUGGACCAGCGCAAGGUCAACAUGCUUGCCCGGGAGUACUGUGAUGACAUCAAGCGCAAGCUCAAACCCAUCAUCCUCUCGCACCGCAUGAUGCCGGGUCUGCUGGAGGGCCAGGAGAAGAUGAGCAAGAGCGACCCCAACUCCGCCAUCUUCAUGGAGGACUCGGAGGCCGAGGUGAACACCAAGAUCAAGAAGGCCUUCUGCCCGCCCAAGGUCACCGCCGGCAACCCAUGCAUCGAGUACGUCAAGUACAUUGUACUGCCCUGGUUCGGACACUUCGAGGUCCGGCGGCCAGCGGAGCACGGCGGCGACCGGCGCUACACCUGUGUGGAUGAGCUGGUGGCGGACUACGAGGAGGGUGGUCUGCACCCCGGUGACCUGAAGGCGGGGCUGUCGCGCCACCUGAACGCCAUCCUGCAGCCCGUGCGCGACCACUUUGAGAACAACGCGGAGGCGAAGGAGCUGCUCAAGAAGGUACGCUCGUACAAGGUCACCAAGUAAGGGGAGGAAAAGGGAGAGGAGGG